AGAAAAGCAAAAAAAAAUGUCAUUCUCUUGGAAACUCAUCGGUGAAAUAUUUCAGAUAUGUCGUUGCUAGAUGUUCUUGAGAUGCGCGCAUAUUUCGAUUUGCUGGAGCAAACGCGAGAUCAGUCAAACGCCAUUCCGUGGGGCAGCGGAAACUACAUAAUAAGACAUGACCUCGCUUACACAGAAGAUUUUGUGCUGGUUAAAAAUAUUUACGUGACGGGCAUACCCAAUCAUGUAAUCCCAGACUUUUUAGAGGAGUAUUUUAAAAAAUUUGGAAAAAUAAAAAGCAUUAAAAUAUUAAAUGGAAAGCAAUGGGUCUGUACCAAAGGUGCAUACAUUCACUAUGUCGACGCUGAAGCCGCCUGCAGAGUACUCCGCAAAAGUCAUCACUUCCUAUGUGGUGGUGUCUUAGAGGUGGAUUGUUGCUUUAGUUGGAAGCAGCCCAAUGCUGACAAAGCGUGUCGACCACCAAUAAGUCCCGCUAAACUCCCACAUUUAAAAGAUGAAAUAGACAAAUGCCAAAUGAAGAGUAUGGAAACAACUAACGGUUUAAGUUUGCUAUCUUUAGACGACGAUUGUUUGGAAAUUAUUUGCCGCGGAUUGAAGCCGAAGGAGCAGGUGCGCUUUGCGCGUGUUUGUCCACGACUGGAAAAUGUUUUUGCACAAUACUGUCGGCGAGCGUACAAAAUACUAGUUCUUGAGAAUAUCAUAGACCUGACGGUGUGGGAGGCACGCGAUUUCUUUCGUUUCGCUGGCGAAUAUAUUGAGGAGUUGAAGGGAGGAUUUCAUCAUAAAUUUUUGGAAGAAAUUCUAAACUAUAUUGUUAAAUAUUGUCCCCGAUUGGUAAAGAUAAACUUGGGGGAUACCGCUUUGUCGCAGCGUUGUUACACGAGAUUUAUGCGCAGAUUGCCACAGAUCAGGGAGUUGAGCUUCAAUUACGGUUAUUACAAGGAUAAUUCGAUAUUAUCGCUACAAAACCUUAAACAUUUGGAAUCGCUGGCGAUAUGCCGCAAUGAGGGACUAACAGGCAAAUUUAUAUGUAGAUUAGGGCAAAUAACAGACCUUUGCCUCUACGACUUAAAUGGCUUGGAACCGGAGCACUUGGUGGAUAUCUGCAAAUCCCUGAAGAACCUGCGCUCCCUUGACAUACGCCGUUGUGAGCGUAUUUCUGCACAGUUUUAUAGAAAUAUCGAAAAUUAUUGCCAAAACCUUGAAGUUCUAAAAAUAACUUGUCCCAAACGCUCAUAUGAACAUUUGGCUUUAUUGCCGAAACUGAAACAGCUCGACCUGGUGUUUGCCGUGCAACCUCAAAACGAUAUACCCAUAAUCGGGCGUUUGGUCACACAUAAGGCUGAUCAAUUGGAAGUACUGAAUAUCUACACCAAAAACCACUUGUCCAAAUCGCACAUUAAUCUGAUAUCGCAAUUGACACAAUUGAAGGAGCUUUCUGUCGCCUACAAUCAGGUUGUCGACGACAUUGCACUGCAAAAGCUUUGCAACCUUAAAAAAUUGGAGGUCUUAACUAUCGCCGGUUGCUCCGAUGCAACGAAAGACGGGGUUCUGGCACUGCUGGAACAUUGUCCGAAACUUCGGGAAAUUCGUACACAGCACUGCAAGCAAAUCACGUGUGAAUUCGUAACGGAAGCGAUUGAUAUUUUGCAAGCCCGAAGGCUCAAGGGCAACCAAGAGACACUAAAACUGUUCGCUCACGAUACGUCUUUAACGAAGGAUUCGAAAGUAUUUGAGACAAAAAAAUACGAAUUGGCUCUGUCGCAAUCGCUCAUAAAAAUUGAUUUAAUCAAGGCUCAAAUUGGCUUGGAGAACUUUAAGGACAUUCAUCCACCAUGGGUAGAUUACUAUACUGAAGAUGAGUUGUCGGAAGAGGAGGAAUAAAUGAUAUCAAUAAAAUAAAUGAAUUAUUAAUUGAUAUUCGCUACAAUAAGCUUUUGCCCGUGACUCCGGUUAAGAAAUAAAUUAUGCAAAAUAAAAUAAAUUACAAUUAAAUUUAGUAGACUAACAAAUAAAUA
Molecule: messenger RNA, 2027 nt
Organism: Ceratitis capitata (Mediterranean fruit fly)
Lineage: Eukaryota; Metazoa; Arthropoda; Insecta; Diptera; Tephritidae
Exons: 5
Coding region: 58-1893 (611 amino acids)
Biological process (GO): SCF-dependent proteasomal ubiquitin-dependent protein catabolic process
Cellular component (GO): SCF ubiquitin ligase complex
Molecular function (GO): RNA binding
Source: RefSeq, a predicted model, not a curated record